Moneuplotes crassus is the source of this 1301-nucleotide messenger RNA. NCBI's taxonomy places the organism in Eukaryota, Ciliophora, Spirotrichea, Euplotida, Euplotidae. The record is from the annotation of a GenBank genome assembly.
CAAAUAAUGGUCACAAAAAUCUUAUUUUUGCUGCUAUUAUCCUGAGCUAUUGGCCAAACUACCUUGGCUGAUGAUGGAUUCGUCACUGUAAAAGGGAGGAAUUUCUACCUCAAUGGUAAGAAAUAUUUCUACCUUGGAACAAACUACUGGUAUGGCAUGAAUUUGGGAGCUCCGCUUGCGGGAAAUCUGACCAGACUUAAAGAAGAGCUUGAUGAUCUCUCUCAACUUGGUAUAAAGAACUUAAGAAUCAUGGGGAGCACUCAAGGCCCAAAUGAUAAAGAAAAGAGAAUAGUACCUGCUCUUGAAUAUGACAAAGGAAAAUAUGAUGAAGAUAUUUUUGAAGGUUUAGAUAUUUUCCUGUAUGAAAUGGGAAAAAGAGACAUGAAAGCAGUCGUUACUCUUAACAAUUUCUGGGAAUGGUCAGGAGGAUUCCCACAAUACUUUGAGUGGUAUCGAGGAAAUUAUAACCUCUAUCCAGCACAAUUUUAUGAAGAUGAACUUCUUAAGGAAAAGCUUGACGAUUUUAUCAAAAUCAUAGUGAAUAGAGAGAAUACAGCAUAUAAAAAGAGAGAUGGUAAAACAAUUCUGUACAAAGAUGAUCCAACAAUUAUGUCUUGGCAGCUUGCUAACGAACCAAGAGCAGGACCUUGUGGAGCCUGGGUUGACUGGAUUAACAAAACAAGCACUCUUAUUAAAACUCUAGCUCCUAGGCAACUUGUCUCUAUUGGUAAUGAAGGGACCAUAACUGGAUGUAGCGAGGAAGGAAAUUAUGUUGAGAAUGUUGAUUACAUAACUUUUCAUGCUUGGGCUCAAAAUUGGGGAUGGUAUUCUCCAAGUUCUCGGAAUGGUCUAAGUAGCGGUAUAUCCAAAGCUCAUAAAUACAUUAGUGAAAACGUGAAUUUAAACAAGGACAGGAACAAGCCGAUGGUAUUAGAAGAGUUUGGCCUUGCUAGAAAUAGAAAUUCCUAUGAUCCUAAUUCUUACUGUGAUAUCAGGGAUGACUAUUACUCAGGUGUAUUCUCUAAAGUAUAUUCUUACGCUAAGGAUCAUUCCUUGAUGUCAGGAGUUAACUUCUGGGCCUAUGGUGGACAAGGCAGACCUAGAGAGAACGGCGGCUGGUGGAAAGCAGAUGAUGACUUGAUUGGAGACCCUCCUCAUGAAAGACAAGGAUGGUACUCAGUUUAUAACACUGACUUUACUACUUUGGAGAUGCUGAGAGAUUGGGUUGAUAAAUUUGACUCCUUAUGUACUUAAUCGUCAGAAGCUGAUAUUUUUGGAGUAUUUAUGAGAAAAUUCAAUUC